Molecule: messenger RNA, 246 nt
Organism: Exophiala mesophila
Lineage: Eukaryota; Fungi; Ascomycota; Eurotiomycetes; Chaetothyriales; Herpotrichiellaceae
Exons: 1
Coding region: 1-246 (81 amino acids)
Source: RefSeq, a predicted model, not a curated record
AUGCUGGCUGUGCUCGCCGACAUUCCUCCUAUAGGGGCAACGCAUUUUGACGAAGCAGACAAACUCUGCACUCAGCUAUAUAAGAACAGGAAGGACGCUGAGGAGGAGGAAAUCCUCACAUACCGAACGAUCAUCGCCAAUGGGAAAAUGAAUGUGGUUCUUGAGCUAAAACAAUGGAAGAUGGAGGAAGGUAUCCACAUGUCCAGCUCGGAGAAAGAUCAGGGCCAGGUUGGUUCUGAUGGGUGA